AUGAACCGAAGACAGAUUAGUGAAAUUCAAAAUUAUUUAAAUGAGAGUGAUAGUGGUUCUAGUUUGUUUUCUUGUGGGGACGAUUCGGAUAACGAUCCGAGUUAUGAACAACCAAGGCCACAUUCUCAAUCUUUGCCACCUGUACGUUGUUCGUUUGAUUCUGGUGACGACUGUGGACCUGAACUUACUGGAUCAAAUAAUUAUCAAAAUUCAGAUGACAACUUGUCGGUGGAUGACACAUUAAUUCAAAAUUUUCAGACAGCUUUUAUUCCUACCGAACAUUUAUCAAUAGAUGAAUCAUUAUUGUUACACCGUGGUCGAAUUAUAUUUAGACAAUAUAUAAAAAACAAGAAGGCUAGGUAUGGCAUUAAAUUUUACGAACUCACUUCAUAUGAUGGGUAUGUGCUCAAUAUAGAAAUGUACCAAGGAAAGCAAGAACAAUCAGCUGUACCAUCUAGGACAUCAAAAAUAGAUAGUAUUGUUUUAAGGCUAAUGAAUAAUUACCUAAAUAAAGGGUUCUCUCUAUACAUGGACAACUAUUAUAACAGUGUGACACUUUCAAAUACUUUACUUGAACUAAAAACGCACACAACUGGGACUUUAAGAAAAAAUCGUAAAGGAAACCCAAAAGUUGUAGUUGAUAAUAAACUAAAAAAAGGACAACAUGUAUGGAGACGUAAAAAUAAUGUUUACGUAAGUAAAUGGAAGGAUAAGCGUGAUGUUUUGUGUAUAACAACUAGAGUACAUCCAAAAUUAAUACAGUCAGAAAAUCGGUACGGCCAACAAAAGAACAAACCGUCGGAGAUCGUCGAGUACAACAACUAUAUGAAUGGUGUUGAUCGGUCAGACCAGAUGGUCAGUUAUUAUAACAGUCCAAGAAAGACAUGUAAAUGGUAUAAAAAGGUAAUUUUUCAUUUACUCGAUGUUACAGUUUGGAACUCGUUUUUUAUCUAUAAAAAACAUUUUGAUACUCCAAAUAUGAAAUUUAAAGCUUUUCGUGAUUUACUCAUUAAAAAUUUGUUCAAUAUUCCGAACAAUGUGACUGCAAAUGAACUGUUUGUACUAAAAAAAAAGCCAUCAAUACCUCCAGCAACCAAUCACUAUCAAGAAAGAAUACCAAUACCAGAAAAUUAUAAGAGAACUAUUUAUUACAAAAAUUGCUUACAGUGCUACAAGACCAAUAAAAUCAGAAAACAAACGUCUUUCCAGUGCAAGCAAUGUGCAAAACCACUAUGUGCUGGUUUUUGUUUUGAAGCAUAUCACAAAAAUUUGUAA
Macrosiphum euphorbiae (potato aphid) is the source of this 1275-nucleotide messenger RNA. Lineage: Eukaryota; Metazoa; Arthropoda; Insecta; Hemiptera; Aphididae. The record is from the annotation of a GenBank genome assembly.